This is a messenger RNA of Lampris incognitus (smalleye Pacific opah), 1541 nucleotides long. RefSeq names its product UPF0524 protein C3orf70 homolog A-like. Lineage: Eukaryota; Metazoa; Chordata; Actinopteri; Lampriformes; Lampridae. The coding region runs from base 320 to 1093 and encodes 257 amino acids. The transcript is spliced from 2 exons. The record is from RefSeq and is a predicted model, not a curated record.
GGGAGCUGCUGGGUUCGGAACAGCAGAACUCUGCGUAACGGCGUUCUGUGUAUUUCUCGUGGUUUUUUAAAUAGUGUGAAAGGUGGAACAACCGGUCGGAACCUGAUCUUCAGGACCAUCUUUUUGGGGAUUUCGCCUACUUUCGAGGUUUUCAGCGGCGUUUCAAAUCUGGGCGACCUGAGGAGUCCAGUUGUGUCUCUGGAGCCACAUGACGUCACGUUUUCUUGUGCAGCUCGUCGCUUUGUGAGACUUUUCUGUUUUGAGUUUGUUUCUCUUCGUGUGUGUGUGUGUGUGUGUGUGUGUGUGUGUGUGUGACCGGAUGGCCUCCUCAGCAGGAAGUAGGAGUGGAAAGUUGGAGGAGGCGCAGGCGUCGGCACGGAGCUGCGCGAGGCGGCCGGACUUUCUGCCCUGCGACGGCGGACAGUCCGCGUGCACGACGCACAGUCACGGGAAGUGUUUCAAGCUGCACUGGUGUUGUCAUCUGGACUGGUGUCACUGUAAAUAUGUGUACCAGCCGAUGACCAGUGUGUGUUUGCUUCCCAGUUCCUCUGUUCCCUCCUGCCCCUCCGACUACACCUCCUCCUACAAUCUCUCCAUCUUAUUAUCUGAACGAUUCCUCAGAACUGCCCCCUACCUCAUUGCCCCACUCAGGAAACCCUCGCCAACACUCUGCAACAUGUUUGGGGAUGAUGAUGAGAAUGAUGAUGAUUCCAUCAGGAGGAAGGAUGGACAGAGAUGCUGUCCUCAGAGAUGGCUCCUGUCUUCACCCUCCAAGUCGAUGACAUCCAGCAUGCCGAAUAAAGCUGAACCUCCGCCGGUGCCAAAACACCUUCAACCAAUCCAGACUGAGCAACAGUGUCUGGACCGACAGACGAGAGGACAGGAGACACACCACCUUGCAUCCCCCUCCAGCUCUGAGGAUUCAGGAAUAAAUAUGAGAAUAUCUACAAAGUCAUGUGACAAAGAAGAGGAAGUGGAAGAGGAAGAAGAUGAAGAAGAGUUGGGUCGUCAUUACCAUGAAGAGGAGUUUUCUCUGUUGGCGCCUUCCAGGAGCCUGAUGGAGAUUAUAGAACAGAUAAAGACUACUAUCUGACACACACACACACACACACACAAACACAUGCAUGCAUACAUACAUGCAUGCAUGCACACACCUCCAGAGAGCAGAUACACAGUGAUGUAUGUGAAGCCUCAUUAACACAUGAUGUAAAGCAGAAAAAUGUUUGUGUAUGAUGACUUUGUGCCAUGACAAUCAUAGAUCAGACUAAAUAAUACAACAAAAUGUAACUCCUUGGCAAAGUAUAACACUAAUGAUAAUACUAAUAAUAAUUCUUUCGGUGUGCUACAUCACUUUCUGACAAUCCUAUCAGUGUUACAGGAGCAUUCUGCAGCUAACCUGUCCAGGUUCACAUAUAUGCAACGUUUUUUUAAGCUUAAAAGAGGACAUUAAUGACAACUAUAUUUACAAAUCAUGUUAUUUAUUUUUCAUCUAUAUAUUCUACAUUGACGUUCUCGCUAGUCUGGAGUUUUAAUGUGGCUAC